Messenger RNA from Lotus japonicus, 2901 nucleotides. Its product is annotated as pentatricopeptide repeat-containing protein At2g27610. Lineage: Eukaryota; Viridiplantae; Streptophyta; Magnoliopsida; Fabales; Fabaceae. The record is from RefSeq and is a predicted model, not a curated record. Gene Ontology annotation, molecular function: zinc ion binding; protein binding; RNA binding. The coding region runs from base 89 to 2668 and encodes 859 amino acids. The transcript has 2 exons. Gene Ontology annotation, biological process: RNA modification.
AAAAACCCAGCUUCAACGGCGUAAACUUCACCUAACCCAUUCGGCUUCUUCCUCUGCUCCAACUGAAGCAUCUCACAACAAAAAGAGAAUGACUCUGAAUCUCUCUUCGAGGGCACUCUCUAAGGCAUCAACACACCCAGUUCUCAGAACCUUCAAUCCCAUUACCCCUUUGAAGGACCAUGAUCCUCGCAUUGCUCACCACAUGUUCGACCAAAGUCCUCUUAGAGAUAUCAAAGAGUAUAAUCAAAUGCUCUUCUAUUACUCUCGCAAUGACCAACCCCGAGAAGCCCUCAAGUUAUUUGUGUCGCUUUGCCGCUCUGGUAUACCCCCUGAUGAGUCCACCAUGUCCUGCUUUUUGAAAGUUUCUGCUGGUUUGUUUGAUGAUGGGUUUGUGGGUAGGCAAGUGCAUUGUCAGUGUGUCAAGUAUGGACUAGUUCAGCAGCAUGUUGGUGUAGGAACCUCUCUUGUGGAUAUGUAUAUGAAAACUGGGGCGGUUAGAGAUGGAAGGAAAGUUUUUGAUGAAAUGGGGGAGAGAAAUGUGGUGACUUGGACUUCCUUGCUUGGGGGGUAUUCGUGGAACGGGAUUAAUGAUCAUGUGUGGGAGUUGUUCUGUGGGAUGCAAGCUCACGGUUACUUGCCUAACCCGUAUACUGUUUCGACUGUUAUUACUGCUUUGGCCAAUGAGGGUGUGGUUGCUGCAGGAAUGCAGAUUCAUACCUUUGUUGUAAAGCAUGGUUUCGAGGCAGUGACAACCGUGUGCAAUUCUUUGAUUAAUAUGUAUUCGCGGUGUGGGAUGCUAGGAGAUGCUAGAGCUUUUUUUGAUAGUAUGGAGAGCAAGGAUUCGGUUUCUUGGAAUAGCAUGAUUGCAGGACAUGUAGCGAACGGACAGGAUUGGAAAGCUGUUGAAACAUUUAAUGACAUGCUAGUUGCAGCGGUCAACCCUACGUACGCGACAUUGGGUACUGUUAUUAAGUCAUGCACCCGUCUUAAAGAAUUGAGGUUAGUGAGACUGCUUCACGGUAGGGCUUUGAAGAGUGGGUUUUUCACACACCCUAAUGUCCAUACUGCACUCAUGGUGGCAUUGAUCAAGUGCAAGGAAAUGGACGGUGCCUUUCGUCUAUUCUCCUUGAUGCCCGAGGGUCAAAGCGUGGUGUCAUGGACUGCCAUGAUCAGUGGAUACGUGCAGAAUGGUGACAUUGAUCAGGCUAUGAACUUGUUUUCCCAAAUGAGGAGGGGAUAUGUGAAACCAAACCAUUUCACAUACUCUACGAUUCUAACUGUUCAAAAUGCUGUUUUCAUUUCUGAAAUACAUGCGGAAGUUAUCAAAACUAAUUAUGAGAAAUCAUCUUCAGUAGGAACUGCACUUUUAGAUGCUUAUGUUAAGUUAAGAAAUAUGAAUGAUGCUAUUAAGGUUUUUGAGCUAAUUGAAGUGAAGGACAUAAUAGCCUGGUCAGCAAUGCUGGUGGGAUAUGCACAAACUGGAGAAACCGAAGAAGCUGCGAAAUUUUUCUGCCGAUUGACGAAGGAGGGGAUCGAACCAAAUGAAUUUACCCUCUCCAGCAUCAUUAAUGCAUGUGCUGCUCCUACAGCAGCAGUGGAACAAGGUAGACAAUUCCAUGCCUGUGCAAUUAAAAUGAGAUUAAAUAAUGCUUUAUGUGUGAGUAGUGCUCUUGUCACCAUGUAUGCAAAGAGAGGCAAUAUUGAUAGUGCAUAUGAUGUUUUCAAAAGGCAAGAUGAGAGGGACUUGGUUUCUUGGAACUCAAUGAUCUCUGGGUAUGCACAAAAUGGCCAGGCUAAGAAAGCAUUAGAUGUAUUUGAGGAGAUGCAAAAUCUGAACUUGGACAUUGAUGCUGUAACAUUCAUCGGUGUUAUUACUGCCUGCACUCAUGCUGGCCUAGUGGACCAAGGCCAAUAUUACUUCAAUGUCAUGAUCAAUGAUCAUCAGAUUAUGCCAACAAUGGAGCUCUACUCUUGCAUGAUUGAUCUAUAUAGUCGUGCAGGGAUGCUGGAAAAAGCCAUGGAUAUCCUAAAUGGGAUGUCAUUUCCCCCAGGUGCAACUGUGUGGCGCACUCUCUUGGCAGCUUCUCGAGUGCACCGCAAUAUAGAGCUUGGAAAACUUGCUGCUGAAAAACUUAUUUCACUUCAGCCACAAGACUCGGCUGCAUAUGUCCUCUUAUCCAAUAUGUAUGCUGCGUCAGGAAAUUGGCAAGAGAAAACCAAUGUGAGAAAACUAAUGGAUAAGAGAAAGGUGAAAAAGGAACCUGGGUAUAGCUGGAUAGAGGUUAAAAAUAAGACAUACAAAUUCUUAGCCGGUGAUUUUUCACAUCCUUUCUCAGACCAUAUUUACUCAAAACUUUCAGAGUUAAAUAACCGGUUGAAGGAUGCAGGUUAUCAACCUGAUACGAACUAUGUUUUUCAUGAUAUUGAAGAUGAACAAAAAGAAACUAUUCUGUCUCAUCAUAGUGAAAGGCUGGCCAUUGCCUUUGGGUUAAUAUCUACACAUCCUGGAAUUCCAAUCCACAUUGGGAAGAAUCUUCGAGUCUGUGGAGAUUGUCAUAACUUCAUAAAGUUAGUAUCACAGGUUGAACAGAGAUAUAUUGUUGUUAGAGAUACAAACCGGUUUCACCACUUUAAAGGUGGUGUGUGCUCAUGUGGAGACUACUGGUGAUGUUUGGGCUAUCAUAUGUUUGCUGAAUUUAAAAUUUACUCAGAGGAUCAAACAGAUCAUAUACAUUUAGAUACAGAUUACAUACAAUGUAGAUGAAUUGUGUGGUGUCAUUUUGGAAGCUGGAAACGGAGGAAAGUGGUUGGCUGGAAGGCCUUUUUGCUUCGCAAUGGAAUGGCAAGAUUGAAAAGGGAGUAGAUUUUACUUGACUGGAAUGAACUUGCUGAAAAUAUGGC